CGAACGACACGUCAGGAAACUUCAACUUGGGGCUGGAUUGAGGAUUUGGGAAUUUUGGAAGUUAAUGCUAGCGCGCUAGAUAAUAUUUUAAUUUUUAAAUCAAAUAAUGUAAUAUAAUAACAAUGGGUGGACAAAAAUUUGAAUAUGAUGAGAGUGGAUCAACAUUCUUCUACUUUGUUUUAUCAUUCCUCGCUCUUAUAUUGGUGCCGGCGACAUUUUAUUAUUGGCCGAGAAAACGGAAAGAAGAUCCAGCAAAAAAAGCGGAACUAUGUCAGUGUCCAAAUUGUGUACAGAAACAAAUUAUAAUAGAACAGUCCGAACCAUACAAGAAAGUGAAAAACUUUUUUAUUAUGUUAGCAAUAAUAUCAGGGUGGGUGCUUCUGGGGUUUCUAGCAGUUAAAGUGUCUCAGUUUGACUAUGAGAUGUCUAACUUUGACCCAUAUGACAUAUUAGGCUUGCCUCCAGGGGCGACUCAGGCUGAAAUCAAAAGAUCUUAUCGCAAACAAUCUUUGAUACUUCAUCCGGAUAAGGAAACUGGAGAUGAAAAGGCUUUUAUGAAACUGACAAAAGCAUAUCAGGCUCUAACAGAUGAUGAAGCCAGAAGAAAUUGGGAGAAAUAUGGGAAUCCUGAUGGCCCAGGAGCUAUGAGCUUUGGUAUAGCACUGCCGAGUUGGAUUGUGGAGAAAGAGAACAGUGUGUGGGUUCUGGGGCUGUAUGCGCUAGUCUUCAUGGUAGCUCUGCCUACAGCUGUUGGUACAUGGUGGUAUCGGUCAAUUCGGUUUUCAGGAGAACAAGUUUUGUUGGACACAACACAAAUGUACUUUUACUUCUGCCACAAAACACCAUCCAUGCCUUUGAAGAGAGCUCUGAUGAUUUUAGCAGCGUCAUGUGAAUUUGACAAACGGCAUAACUCUGAAAUUAUUGAAAGAAUAACUGACAAUGAAGAGGUCCCAAUGCUUUUACGUGAGCUACCAAACUUGGGCGAGAAAAACAAAGAGCAGCCACUAUGUCGGCCGUACAGUAUAAAGGCCCGGGCGCUGCUGCACGCUCACCUCAUGCGCAUGAAGCUGCCGGCCGACACGCUGGAGGUCGACCGCCGCUACAUCGUGUCGCGAUGCCCCAACCUCAUCGUUGAAAUGGUCAACUGCGUUAACCAACUCAUCGCGCUUGCUUACGCGAGAAGAAUACCUCGGCUGCCCACGAUAGGUACUAUCGAAAAUUGUAUGAAACUGUCCCCAAUGAUAGUUCAGGGGCUUUGGGACUAUAAAUCCGCUCUGCUGCAACUGCCAUACAUUACGGAAGACAAUCUAAGGCAUUUCACGAAUCGCAAGAAGCACAUCAAAUCUCCGUUACAAUUGGCACAGCUCUCUGGGGAAGAAAGGAGACAGGUGCUCCGAUUCCUAAAUGACAAACAGUUUGAUGAUGUCAUGAAAGUGCUGGGCAAUAUGCCUUACAUACAUUUCCAAGUUAACACUGAAGUAAUUGAUGAUGAGAACUCAACAGUGGUGACAGCUGGUGCAAUAGUAACAGUAACGGUGCUUCUCCGCAGAACCAACAUGAAAGAACUCUUUGGAGAUACUACUAUUAAAGAAAAAACAUUGAAAGAAGAAGAAGACGGAGGCGGGGACGCUACAGAAAAAGCCGAGAAUGAUAAGAACAAUAAAACGGAUAAGAACGAGAAGAAGGACGUGUACAAACGGCCCGUGUGGAUGAAGCAGAAGAAAGGGCCGGCCAAGAAGGGCAAGAAGCCCGCUGCCAAGCAGCAGGCCAAGCCCGUCGCCGCGCCGCCCGUCGUGCAGAACGCAGAAAAACCUAAAGGAAAUAAGGAGCCAAAGAAAAAGGAUGAGGAAGGAGGCGAGGAGUCCGACGAAGGCAGCUCGGACGAGUCGGGCACCCACAGCGAGGGGUCGGGCGACGAGUCGCGCGACAAAUCGUCCGCGCCCGACGACGACGAUGACCAGUGGGACAAGUUCCAGAAGCGCCUGCAGAAGCGAGAGAGGCUCGAAGGACGCUCAAAGUGCUCGCAUCCAGUGCACUGCCCAUACUUCCCCUUGGAGAAGCAGGAGUACUGGUGGUGCUACAUCUGCGACCGCAAGUCCAAGACGCUGCUCACGGCGCCGGCGCACGUGACCGCGCUGGUGGACUCGCACGAGCUGCAGCUGCGCUUCACGGCGCCGCGGUGGCCCGGCCUCUACACCUUCGCCUGCUGUCUGCGCUCCGAUUCGUACAUCGGCAUGGACCAGCAGCAGGACAUGAAGAUAGACGUGAAGGAAGCGGCGGCCGUGCCCGCCGAGCACCCACAGUGGGACCUUAGCGACUCCGACUCAGAAAACAAUGAAGAGGGCGGCAACGAAAGUGAAUUCACAACAGACGACGAGGUGGAAGAGGAGUAAUAUGGAAAUUAAAUUAUUUUUAUAGAGUUUUUAAUGAAGUGUAUGCGGAAUAAUGUUGUUGUAUGGAUUGAGAGCGGAUGAAUAUAGUAACUUUUAUAUUCAAA
This is a messenger RNA of Maniola jurtina (meadow brown), 2497 nucleotides long. It is a transcript of the gene Sec63, whose product is annotated as translocation protein SEC63 homolog. Gene Ontology annotation, biological process: SRP-dependent cotranslational protein targeting to membrane; post-translational protein targeting to endoplasmic reticulum membrane. Gene Ontology annotation, cellular component: Sec62/Sec63 complex. Bases 123 to 2393 code for a protein of 756 amino acids. NCBI's taxonomy places the organism in Eukaryota, Metazoa, Arthropoda, Insecta, Lepidoptera, Nymphalidae. Gene Ontology annotation, molecular function: transmembrane protein transporter activity; RNA binding. The transcript is spliced from 12 exons. The record is from RefSeq and is a predicted model, not a curated record.